This is a messenger RNA of Ruditapes philippinarum (Manila clam), 2039 nucleotides long. RefSeq lists its product as uncharacterized. The transcript is spliced from 3 exons. NCBI's taxonomy places the organism in Eukaryota, Metazoa, Mollusca, Bivalvia, Venerida, Veneridae. Bases 307 to 816 code for a protein of 169 amino acids. Gene Ontology annotation, cellular component: membrane. The record is from RefSeq and is a predicted model, not a curated record.
UAAUUCAGUUUUAUUUGCCUAUCAAUUAUUGACGGAAACCGACUUUCAAGUGGGUAAUAUAAACUGGUAACUUGUCAUUGAAUUUUAGGUUCUGAAAUCUAAAUGAUUAAAUUCUGUUUUAUAACUAUUGCGUACUUUUACAUGCGCGUGUAUUUCCAGGAUUGAUGUGUUAUGUGAAACGCUUGAAUAUCAAAUUUUGAUAUAAAUGCAACAUCGCAAUUGUUUCGGAAUGUCGUGUCGGUUUAUAGACACUGCUUGACGACAAAAUUUCAAUUAAGAUUUUAAAAAAUUCAUUUUUAAAAAAUAAUGAAGUACAUUUUAAGUUGUGUUGGGCUUGCACUGUGUCUUGUGAAUCUUAUAUUUAGCGCAUGCGCGUUGACGAUAAAUCUAUGGCAAGUUUAUGAUGACUCAACAACGACAAUUAAAACAGGUUUAUUUGAAGUAUGCGUGGCAAAGCGCGGGAUUUCUGAAUCAUGCAGAGUCUUGGACGAUUUUGUUGAAGAUGAAAGACAAGCAGAUCUAAAGGUCGUGCGGUAUACAAUUUAUAUCGCAAUUGCAUUUCUAAUUAGUUCGUUCGUCUGUGCCGUCUUGAGUGUUACUACCAUGAAAAAUAAGAAAAGAUUUGGCUAUAUGGCAAGUUGUUUUGCUUUCUUCGCAGGUGUUUCCCUUUUCAUUGCCUUUGCCUAUUAUGCAUGGACGCUCCAUAAGCACGAAUAUGACUAUCACAUGACAUUUGGCUUGACGGUGAUUGGAUGGAUUUUUUCAUGGGCGGCAAGCGUUUUAUUUUUCAGUGAAAAGUAUCUUAUGAAAAAUUGACUACAUCAAAUAUAUGUGAUAGAAGUGUUGGAAUUGUUUGGCAAUAUGAACCCGGGAUAUUUGAGGAUUCAAUGACCCUUUAAAUCGGAAAUAAUCCAAUUCCGAAGUAAAUUAUAUGGAUAUUAAUACAUGUAUAUGGUACAGUGGUACUUUAAUAUGUACAUAUAACUUAAAACUACUAGCAUAACACUUAAAUCAAUGACAAGGUGUUAGGUACAUGCAUAUGUACAUGUUAUUUCAAGAAAAUAAAAUAAAAUCUUAAAUAAAAAAGAAUGCUUGGCCGAGGAGUCUAGUUUUGCAACGUCUCAAUUACAAUUCCACAGUUCUUUCUAAUCUGGCACCGGACCGUCAUCAAGAACUAUUUUAUCAUUAAAAACCGGUGCAUAAAUAAAUAAAAGUCAAUUACGGGAACUUACGGAAAAAACAUAAGUCUCAUGUCAAUAUUGCCAAGCAAUUUAUAUAGGAAAUAUAAUUGUUUUUGUUUUAUUUCAAAAAGCAUGCACGACAAUUAAAUACGACUCCUUACAUGUAUGAUGAUAAUUAUAUAGGACAUGCUCUAACACUUGCACCUUGUAUUGAAUAUCGAUGUUAUUCGUUAUGAUUAUUUUGUUGGGUUUUACGCGAGUUAUUUUUUGUCCUUGGUUUUACGUCGCAACAGCACUGUGAAUGUCUUAUGUUGACAAUGCUCCAGCUUUACUGGUUAAUGAAUAUCUCAGUUGCCCCUCCGUACAUAAUGUUAGGCAUGAGCGCGCACCUGAGUAGAACCACCAACAUUCACUAUAAUAUUAUGAUUUAUGAUAAAAAAAAAGUAAUCAAUAAUGACCUAUUUGUAUUAAACCGUCGUAGAAACCAACACUUUAACUGAUAAACAAAAUGAUAAUAACACAGUAAAAGCAAAUGUUAUGUUUCCAUUUCGUUAUUUUAUGUAAAUAGAAAUAUUUUAUAAUACAGCCAACAUACGUUUUGCAUAAUUCAACAGCUUUAAGGGAAUUUGUAGUGUUUAUGGCCGAUCAGUCGUGACAAUUUCUCAUUACAAUAAAGAUUAUUCAAUACCCUUAGGAAGGACGUAACUUAAAAAAUACUUAUCAACAUGUUUACAUCUCAAUGGGUGAAUGAAGUGUCAUUGCACUAGCCAGUAUUGUCAGACUUUUUGACAUAAUUAUGUACCGCAUUUUGUUUUGUAAAAAUCAUAUCAUAUUCGAAAGAUUGAGCUAUUAAAAUAA